Dufourea novaeangliae is the source of this 4263-nucleotide messenger RNA. RefSeq names its product putative elongator complex protein 1 (gene Elp1). Gene Ontology annotation, cellular component: cytosol; elongator holoenzyme complex. The record is from RefSeq and is a predicted model, not a curated record. Gene Ontology annotation, molecular function: tRNA binding. The transcript is spliced from 11 exons. Gene Ontology annotation, biological process: tRNA wobble base 5-methoxycarbonylmethyl-2-thiouridinylation. The coding region runs from base 105 to 3977 and encodes 1290 amino acids. Lineage: Eukaryota; Metazoa; Arthropoda; Insecta; Hymenoptera; Halictidae.
GAGGUUAAUGUCUGUGGAACACGCUUUCGUACCUAAUAAAUUUUUAAGAAAAAGUCGCACGUAUUUUUUUGCUCAUUGCAGCAUAUUUAAGUCAUACCUGUACAAUGAAGAAUCUGUCGUUGACUCGACGUGCCAGUCGUCUUCUACAUUCUUUACAAGAUCAGAUUCCAAAUAAUACAAAUGUUUCCAACGUAUUACACACUAUGAGUUCAAUUAACGAUGACUUUUACAUAUUGUUAAACAGAAGGCUAUAUAAAAUCCCGUUAGACUAUGGGAAUGACAUAACAUUCUUUGACAUAGAUCAAAAUGUGGAGUUUAUUGGUUUAGAAUAUUGCAACCUGACGCAGAACAUUUAUGCUGCCUGUAAUCAUGGUAAUAUCAUAAGCAUAAGCACAGAACCUGAGUUUGAGUACGAAGUAAUGACUCAAUUAAACACAGAUUUACACUGUAUGAAACUUAGCCCAGACCAUGAAAUAAUAGUAUUAGUUACAACGAAUGGUACAAUAAUUACAUUGGUAUAUACUUUCGAAACAAUAUCAAUGGUAGAUCUAUACGAACCAGAUUUUGGUGAAAAACAGUUUGUAACCGUUGGAUGGGGUAAAAAAGAAACUCAGUUCCAUGGAUCAGAAGGAAAGAAAGCAGCAGUAGUUCAACCAAUGAAAAUAUCUCAGGAAGAAUUGAACAAUGAAUCUUAUAGAGUAACUUGGAGGGAAGAUGGUUCAUUAUUUGCUGUUGGUUUUUUACACCAUGAGAAUAAAAUGAGACGAUUCAAGGUAUUUAACAGAGAGGGAGUUUUACAAUACACAAGCGAACUUGUUGAUGGUUUGGAAGAAUCAUUAUCCUGGAAACCAUCUGGAAGUUUAAUUGCAACUACCCAGAAUUUGCUAAAUAAACUGGUUGUUGUGCUUUUUGAGAAGAAUGGUUUGAAGCACCGAGAAUUUUUACUUCCUUUUAAGCCAACAGAAUUUAGGGUAAAGGAUUUAUUUUGGUCACCAGAUUCAGAGGUGUUAACUAUUUGGUGUAUAAUGCAGGAAGAUUCUUCCUCUCUUCUGCAGCUUUGGACAGAAAACAAUUGCCAUUGGUAUUUAAAACAAACAGUCAGGUUUCCUAAGGAUAAUGCAUUACUACAUGCGACAUGGAGUACAGUGUCUCUUUCUAAAAAACUAAUUAUAUUAACAUCCAAAGAACUUAUCGAAUGCGACUACAAUUGGUGCGUUAAUCAUAGUAGAGGCAAAAGUUUAUACGACAAAUCAGUUAUUGGAGUAAUUGAUGGAAAUAAGUUGUUACUAACUGGCCUAAGGAUAGGAAUUGUGCCACCACCAAUGGCACAUAAGACUUUAGAAAUGUUUGAAUCUAUAAAUGCUAUUGUUUUUGCACCGGAUAUGGAACAUGAACACACUUGGAUAGACAGUAAUACGCUAUUUUGUGUUUCUGAUAGUAAUAAAUUAAUGUUCUACAAACAUGUACCAGAUUCAUUGUUACUGGCCUACAAACACAUUGGAUCGUACAAUCUUAAAUGGAAUGUUCCUACAGAAUUCGAAAAUUCUCUGUACAACAUGCACCAUUUUCUUUGGUUCGACGUAAAUAAAAUUUUAUGUUCUUUAUCAACGAGCAGACACAGCCUUCUUUGUGUUUUGUAUUUAAACAAAGUAGAUGAUCAGACUCAAGGUGAAGUAACAGUGAGGGAAAUAUACACUAUGGGUGGUUUAAUUCAACACAUUGUUCCUUCUCCUGAUUCGAGGGAAGCUUAUAUACUUGUAGAAAAUUCUGGUAUAGUAUAUACAAAGGAAUCAACAUUGGUGCCAAUAAAUGUAAAAUUACCUGAUUACACUUACCAAAUGGAAGUAAUAAAUACUGGAACAAAAGACAUUGUGGUAUCGUUAUCCCACAGAAAUUGCUUCUCUAUAAACGGAAGGCAGACUGCUAAUAAUGUUACUAGCUUCUUUGUCCAUUCAGAGUUUCUGCUUCUUACAACAUUGCAACACACAUUAAUAUGUGUGAAGAUAAACGACAAGGACUUUGAAGAGUUAAUUAGGCAUGACUUGACUAUUAAGCCUUGGGAAAAUUUGAAUAGUGAAAAAUCAUUCACAGAUUUAAAUGUGAGACGCGUGGAAAGAGGAUCUCAGCUGAUUGCAGCUAUACCUAGGAAUUCAAAGACUGUUCUACAAAUGCCUCGUGGAAACUUAGAGUGUGUACAGCCCCGAGCCCUAGACUUAUACAUUAUUGGAUAUUACUUAGAUAAUUGCAAUUAUCUAGCCGCGUUUGAUGUAAUGCGUAGGCAAAGGAUAAAUUUGAAUCUGAUCUACGAUCAUGAUCCCAAGAAAUUUGUCGAAAAUGCUGAAAACUUUGUAGAGCAAGUUUCUAAACCCAGCUGGUUAAGUCUGCUGCUGUCCGAGUUAGGGGACGAAGAUGUUACUACAACCAUAUAUGCAAAUUACUAUAAAAAAACAAAUCAAGCAAACUCAGGAAAAGUUACAGUACACAAAGUGGAAUUAGUUUCCGACUUACUGAGACGUAUUAUGGAAAGUAAAAGUACUGCCAAUCACUUGAUUCAACCAAUAUUGAUUAGCUUGGUUAAGGGUAAAAGAAAGCAAGGGCUGGAAAGUGCACUGAUUAAAGUAAAAGAAAUUAAAGAACUAGAAAGAUCUGCUACAAGCACGAAAUAUAUAACACCGGACGAGGCAUUGAAAUAUUUAUUGUACAUCGUUGAUGUAAAUGUACUGUUUGAUACAGCUUUGGGAAUGUACGACUUUGAUCUUACAAUGUUUAUUGCUUCAAAGUCACAGAAGGAUCCCAAGGAGUAUAUUCCAUUUUUAAAUGACAUGAAAAAGCUCAAUGAAAAUUAUAUGAGGUACUCUGUUGACUUACACUUGAAACGGUAUGAGUCUGCACUUGAACAUAUAGCCAAAGAAUCCAAUAGAUUCAAUGAGUGUAUAAAUCUAAUACGUAACCAUGACUUGUACACAAAAGCACUAAAGUUAUUUGAGAAAGAGAGUGAACAAUACAAGAAAAUAGCGAAAUUUUAUGGAGAGUUCCUACUAAAAAAGCAACGUUAUCAAGAAGCCGGAAUAAUGUUCCAUAGGAGUGGUGAUUUAAGGAAGGCCAUGAAUGCUUGCAAAUUAGCUGGUAGCUGGCAAGAUGUUAUAAUCCUUUCCAUGCAAAUGAAACUAAGUGUAACAGAGAAGCACGCGCUGUAUAAAGAUCUUGCAAACCGGUUGAAGAAUGAUAAACGGUAUGAGGAAGCUGCAGAUAUUUUAAUUAACUACUUAGAGGAUGUUGAAGAAGCGGUGAUUGCUUUGUGCAGUGGCAAACAAUGGAAAGAUGCUGUAAGAAUUGCACAUGACAAAGAGAGUUUAAAUUUAAUUGAGUCUCGUGUACGAUCAAGCGUGUACGAACACGCAGAUCAUGUAAUGUCUCAAAUAGAAAAAAAUAGACAAGAUUUUGAGCGACAUAAAUCCCGCCUUGCUAUAAUCAGGGUUAAUAUUUCGGAGAGCAAUGAAAUCAUUUGUGACAAUGAGUCGGUAUAUGACAGAGGUAUUUCAGAUAUUUUUAGUGAUACAAGCAGUGUUGCUAGUUCGACAUUGAGUCAAAAAUCGAAAUUUUCCAACUUGUCUGGAAAAAGUUACAGAUCCAGCAAGAAUCGCAGAAAGCAUGAAAGAAAGCUUCUGAGUUUGAAAGAGGGUAGCGCUUUCGAAGACUUAGCAUUAAUACAAGCUCUUUAUCAGAUUGUCACUAAUACGUAUAAAGAAAGAGACGAAUUACAUGCAUUAGUGCAAAUGCUUUUGUAUUUUGCCGAUGAUGACUACGCAGAAAAGGUACAGAAUAGCAUGGAACAGUUUUUACGUUUGAUAGAAAGAAAGAAAUUUGAGAUUUGGGAUAAAUCUGCACCUUCGAGCCUAACGGAGAUGGAAAGUGCAGAACUGUCUACUGACUUACUAGGGCUGUCUGCAUCGUAUAAAAUAAUUGGUAAGCGAUGAUUAUUUUUAAAUUGCGUCACAAAAUAUUCCAACUCAGUUUUAUUUCAUUGUUUUGCAGAACCUAGCGUUACAAGUCCACCAGUAGCCAACUCUACAUCUUGGAAACUGAACAUAUUUUAGUACUAUAUCGCAAUUAAUAUAUUUUUUUUAAAUAUACACAUGCGACUGAUAACUUAGCGAUCUUUCAAUCGCCGAGAAAUAUGUUUGCCAUUUCUAUUUAUUCAAUAGACCAUUUCAUAUAAACUUUUUCCUAAGCAAAUAACAUUAAAAGUAUAUGUAUAUCGUU